Anopheles maculipalpis is the source of this 2032-nucleotide messenger RNA. RefSeq names its product xaa-Pro aminopeptidase ApepP-like. The record is from RefSeq and is a predicted model, not a curated record. The transcript has 4 exons. Lineage: Eukaryota; Metazoa; Arthropoda; Insecta; Diptera; Culicidae. Bases 86 to 2032 code for a protein of 648 amino acids. Gene Ontology annotation, molecular function: metalloaminopeptidase activity.
AAUCACAAUCGAUCUCAAAAUAGCGGACAGCGGCGAAACAUCUUCAACCCGCACGAUCAACCUGCAGGAGCCAAGGUGGCGCACCAUGAAGCAUUCGAAGCGCUACCUGGUCGGCAUAUCGGCCCUGCUCGUACUGGUCGUUGGCGGUGGUGUGGCACUUGGCAGGGCACUGAACAAAGAUGACGAGCUCAUGGAGGACACGACACCGAAGACGAUGGAUGUCAUACUGACCGAGAUACGGAGCCUGAUGCAGGACUACUCGAUCGAGGCGUACAUCAUACCGUCGGUCGACGCACAUAAUAGCGAGUACAUCUCGCUGCACGACCGCCGGUACCAGUACGUGACGAACUUUACCGGAUCGGCCGGCACGGCCAUCAUUAUGCUGAGCAAGGCCGCCUUCUGGACCGACUCACGCUACCAUCUGCAGGCGGAGAAUGAGAUCGAUCCGAGCUACUGGACGCUGAUGCGGGAAGGCCUAACCGGUGUGCCGACGCGCGACGAAUGGCUGCUGAGCAAUCUGUCGCCGGGCGCGCAGGUCGGCACGGACCCGUUCUUGAUCGCCUCGACCGAGUACGAGCGGUUGGGCAGUGUCCUCGCACAGCACGGAUAUCGACUAAUAACACUCGAGCGCAAUCUGGUGGACAUCGUGUGGAACAACCGACCACCGCAAACGGCGGAAGAUCUGCGCCCGCUAGCGCUCACCUACACGGGACAGCGUGCGUCCGAGAAGGUGCAGGCACUGCGCGUCAUCCUGCAGGAGAACAGUGCGAACGCGAUCGUUGUCAGUGCGCUGGAUGAGAUUGCUUGGUUGCUGAAUCUGCGCGGGUCGGACAUUCGCUACAAUCCCGUGUUCUUCGCAUACCUUAUCGUGUCACACGGUAACGUGCAUCUAUUUACCAACCCGGAUCGCAUUAACGACACGAUACGGGCACACUUCACGGCGGAAGGAAUCGUAGUGGAUGUGCGAGAUUAUCGGGAUAUAUUGGCCGGCGUGGAGGAGUACGUACGUGGCGGUAACCGGAUCAUGGUGUCGACGGCCUGCAGCCAGGCAUUGUACGCUGCCAUCCCAACGGACCAGCGCAUCCAACAGUACAGCGUGGUGGCGAAGAUGAAGGCCGUCAAGAAUGCGGUCGAAGCGGCCGGUAUGCGCCGAGCCCACAUCCGCGACGGUGCAGCAGUGAUACGCUAUCUGAAUUGGCUGGAGCAAACGGUGGACGGUGGUAACGUUACCGAGCUGUCCGGCGCAGCCAAGCUGCACCAGUUCCGCAGCGAACAGGACAUGUUCGUCGAUCUGAGCUUCACGGCCAUCAGCGCUUUCGGUCCGAACGGUGCGAUCGUCCACUACAGCCCGAACGAAGAGACCGACCUGCCGAUAACGCGGGACGGUAUCUAUCUGAUUGACUCUGGCGGCCAGUAUCUCGACGGUACGACGGACGUAACGCGCUCGGUACACCUCGGUGAACCGACCGACUUUCAGCGCGAAUGCUUCACGCGCGUACUCAAGGGUUUCCUCAGCCUCGGCUCGGCCGUCUUUCCCGUGCGCGCGUCCGGCACCGUGUUCGAUGUGCUCGCGCGCAAAGCACUGUGGGACGUCGGGCUUGACUAUGGUCACGGUACCGGGCACGGCAUCGGUUCGUUUCUCGGCGUGCACGAGUAUCCGCCAUCGUUCGUCUCCAACAGUGCAUCGCCGAGCAAUCAGGGCGUGGUGGAGAACAUGUUCUCGUCCAACGAGCCCGGCUACUACCAAGCCGGCCAGUUCGGUGUACGCAUCGAGGAUAUUGUGCAGGUGGUGAAAGCGACCGUACCGUACGACUUUAACGGACGCGGUGCCCUCACCUUCUACACCAACACGCUCGUGCCGAUCCAGCAGAAACUGAUCGAUCUGAAGCUGAUGUCCGCGACCGAAAUUGCCCAGCUAAAUGCGUAUCAUCGGCGGGUAAUGGACGAGGUAGGGCCGCUGCUGCUGCAGCAAGACGACUCGGAUGCCUUCCAGUGGCUUACCGACGCCACCAAAGAAAUAGUCGUCAGCUGA